Molecule: messenger RNA, 1267 nt
Organism: Bolinopsis microptera
Lineage: Eukaryota; Metazoa; Ctenophora; Tentaculata; Lobata; Bolinopsidae
Product: coatomer subunit zeta-1-like
Exons: 7
Coding region: 11-544 (177 amino acids)
Biological process (GO): intracellular protein transport; retrograde vesicle-mediated transport, Golgi to endoplasmic reticulum; intra-Golgi vesicle-mediated transport
Cellular component (GO): COPI vesicle coat
Source: RefSeq, a predicted model, not a curated record
UUUGAACGAAAUGGCGUUUCCUCCGAGUUUGCAAACGAUAAAGGGAAUCUGCAUAUUGGAUAAUGACGGUAAACGAGUUGUUUCUAAAUACUACGACACCAAAGACGAGACAUUCUCCACUGUUAAGGAUCAGAAGGUGUUCGAGGGAAAAGUGUUCAAAGCCACAGAAAAGUCAUCCUCGGAGAUUGUUGCAAUUAAUAACUACACUGUCGUCUUCAGGUCGAAUGUAGAUUUGUUUUUCUACGUGUUUGGUGACAGUAGAGAGAAUGAGCUGAUGCUACUCUCAGUUCUUAACGCUCUCUAUGAGAGUAUCAGUAUGAUUCUGAGGAAAAACGUGGAAAAGAGGGCUCUCUUCGAUCACAUGGACAGUAUUUUAUUGAUAUGUGACGAGAUCGUAGACCGAGGUAUCCUCUUAGAAUGCGAUGCUAACAACAUAGUGAACCGAGUCCAUGUGAAGUCAGAAGACAUUCCUCUCAGCGAACAGACUGUUACUCAGGUCUCGUAUGACAUCCUGAAAAGUUUUAACUGGCUAAGCCAGUCCUAGUUCUAAUGCUAGUUGUUAUAUUAGUAUUUUAAGGUGUUCCAAUCAGCGAAGGAGUCCCUGAAAUGGAGUCUGCUCAGAUAAUGGGGGUACAAAAUGUGGAGUCUACUGUGACGAGAAGAAAGAAGUGAAUAGUUGCGACUUAAAGUGCAGAUCUGACUGGAAUGUGGAACCUUUGUGUGUAUUAUAAUCCGUGGAAUUGUUGCUGACAUGGCCCUUUCAGUGUAUAAAUUGUAUGUUGUAACUUCUAAUCCCUUUAUUUCUAUCCCCUGUUAUAUUAAACUCUUAAAUUGUCCUGGUACUUUCUUUAUGAGCAUGAAAGUGGCAUAUAAUUGCCAUCCUUUUCUAGAUUUUAACGUUAUAUACUGUUGCAUAUUGUACAAAGUUGUGCGGAGGUUUAUAACUGUGACGUCACUGGUACAUACCUUAAAUAAUUGAGCAAAACUAGUUGAUAAUGUAAAUUAUUAAAAUAAAGUUUCAAAACCUUGAAAAUUCUUCUUAGAUAGACAUUCCAUUAGACUUAGCUAGUUUUCAAAUACUUCGUGGGGAAAAUAAAAAUAAAAUAAUGUUCGACGAUCAGUUUGAUUGAUAUAUAAUAUGAUUGUGAUCUAGAUAAAUUGAUUGAUUAGUAAUCCUGUUUUUUGAAUAUUUUAUGUGCGAUAAUUUCAUAUAACAUUGUGUAUUAUAUGAAUUAAAUAUUUAAGUUUAACUUUAUAUUAUCAACCA